Coniophora puteana RWD-64-598 SS2 is the source of this 1359-nucleotide messenger RNA. RefSeq names its product cell cycle control protein. The coding region runs from base 49 to 1236 and encodes 395 amino acids. Gene Ontology annotation, cellular component: endoplasmic reticulum; Golgi apparatus; plasma membrane. NCBI's taxonomy places the organism in Eukaryota, Fungi, Basidiomycota, Agaricomycetes, Boletales, Coniophoraceae. The transcript is spliced from 6 exons. The record is from RefSeq and is a predicted model, not a curated record.
CCCAGCUCUCCGUAGCGUAGUCCAGCGCAACCCGUAGACGUGACAGUCAUGGCUCUUUUCAAGCGCAAGAACCAGCGCAAUGACUCAGAAGACAGCGAGCAGUCAGAGCGCAAGAAGGAGAAAGGCGGGUGGAGGAAACCAGCCAACACCGCUUUCAAGCAGCAGCGUCUCAAGGCAUGGCAGCCCAUCCUCACUCCCAAGACAGUCCUCCCCACUCUCUUCAUAUGCGGUAUCAUAUUUGCACCUAUAGGAGCUCUUCUCAUAUGGGGCAGCAGCCUGGUCUCUGAAAUGACUUUUGAUUAUACCAAUUGUCAAAACCUUCCAAACUCUACUGCUGGCGCCAUUACCUGGACCAACAUGUCCUCCUCCGAGUUCUCUUACAACCUGAAAUCCGCUGACAAUGGCAAGGUUAUCACAACUCCCCAGUAUGCGCACGUCGACAACUCAGCUGCAAACAACGUAUCCACAGCAAACCAAUGCUACAUCAACUUCCAAAUCGUUUCUGAUCUCGAAGCUCCCGUAUUCCAGUACUAUAAGCUCACCAAUUUCUACCAGAACAACCGACGCUACGUACAAAGCCUCGACACUAGUCAGCUCAGCGGCAAAUACGUCAGCAACUCUGAUCUUGGCAGUGGGAAUUGCAAGCCAUUAGCACUCACUCCUGAUGGGACUCAAGCAUAUUAUCCCUGUGGUCUUAUAGCCAACUCGGUGUUCAAUGAUUCUUUCAGUGGCUUGAUCUCGGAGUCAGGUGGCAGCAACUACACUUUCUCUCAAACAGGCAUAGCUUGGCCGGGAGAAGCGAAAAAGUACUCCGCGUUGCCUGGGAAUAACUUGAGUGAACUUGUGCCUCCUCCGAACUGGGUAAAUCGCGUUGGCGAGACCUGGAACGAUUCAAACAUAUGGAACCUCCAAACGGAUGAACAUUUCCAGAACUGGAUGCGGACAGCUGGCCUCCCUACCUUUACAAAGCUAUAUGGGCGUAAUGAUGGUGACACCCUUCCAGCCGGAAACUAUACCGUUAUUGUCGACAUGAAUUUCCCCGUUCAAGGAUACAAAGGCACAAAAUCCUUGGUGAUAUCGACCGUGUCAUGGAUAGGUGGCAAGAACUCGUUUUUGGGCUGGGCAUAUGUCGCUGCCGCCAGUGUUUUCAUCCUCCUUGCCUUGAUAGGCACCGUACGACAUCUUGUUAAGCCAAGACGCUUGGGAGACAUGUCGCUGCUUUCGUGGAACCGCUAGAUAGUACGUUAGCCCUCAAGCGCACAUGUUUACUUACAUAUGUAUUGGGAUCUAUCAGUCUCGUCUUUGUAAUUCACUAUCGGACAAUCUCCUAUAAUUGUAAUUUAUUGAAUUAAGGCCGGG